Molecule: messenger RNA, 767 nt
Organism: Helianthus annuus (common sunflower)
Lineage: Eukaryota; Viridiplantae; Streptophyta; Magnoliopsida; Asterales; Asteraceae
Product: NEP1-interacting protein 2
Exons: 4
Coding region: 61-429 (122 amino acids)
Source: RefSeq, a predicted model, not a curated record
CUAUUAACCAUUAUCAUUGUUUUCAACUUUUAAAUCAUUCAUAUAAAACUUGAAAAGAAAAUGAGAGAGGUUUGCUGCUCCAUUGUUUCUGCGGUAGUGUUCCGACUACUCUUUGUGUUCUUCAUCUUUGAGUUUGGAGUUGUAGGGGCUACACUUGGAGCAAUUGCAGGAGCAGUGAUAGGAUGGAGUAAUAAGAGGAAUUUGAUGAAAGGCAUAACUAUAGGGGCAGUAUCUGGGACAGCUUUGUCAUACAAGCUCAUUAAAGCCAUCUCUGAUUACUUUCAUUCUGAUGAUGCUGAUGAACCUGUUUUCAUUGUUCAUCUGGUGAGUCAUUUAGACCAGGUUAAGCUCAUAGUAGGAGACCUGAAGAAAAUACAUAAUUAUGAUGAGCAUAAAAUCAAGCAGGCACCCUUUCGCAAAGCUUAUUGAUCAUUGGUAGAUCCAUCAUGUCCUUAAAACAUUGUCAAUAGUCAUGCGGGCAGAUUUUUUUUUUUUUUUUUUUUUUGGAUUAUGCAGUACAUAGCCCUUUUAUCAUUGUCGAAAACAGAAGUUCAGCUGGAGAUUGUGUAUCAGAAUACCAAUAAAAAGAAAAAUAUCAGUUCGUUUGUGUAUUGUUUACCAUUUGCUAGCUGCCUAGCUUACAUACUGUUAUUGAUGGUUUAGAUUUCUAAAUCUCCUAUAUCAACAUCGACUUUUGUUGAUGGUUUAGAUUUCUAAAUCUCCUAUGUAAACAUCGAGCAUCAUAUUAUAUGUAUUAUAUUGGAUCA